Myotis lucifugus (little brown bat) is the source of this 1893-nucleotide messenger RNA. It is a transcript of the gene PIH1D2, whose product is annotated as PIH1 domain containing 2. Bases 147 to 1157 code for a protein of 336 amino acids. The record is from RefSeq and is a predicted model, not a curated record. Gene Ontology annotation, biological process: box C/D snoRNP assembly; rRNA processing. Lineage: Eukaryota; Metazoa; Chordata; Mammalia; Chiroptera; Vespertilionidae. The transcript is spliced from 7 exons. Gene Ontology annotation, cellular component: cytoplasm; R2TP complex; ribonucleoprotein complex.
GGGAGACUCCGGAACUGGAAGUGGCAGGACCUUCUCACGAGAGCAAUCCGGACCCAAUUAGGUGCUACCCAGUCUGGUUACCCUGGUAACAGGCGUCGCGGUUUGUCAAGAAACCGAGAGACUUAAGAGGCCUAUUCACCUCAAUCAUGGAGUCAUCCUCAAACGGUCUGCUUACCCAAGUUACUCAGUUCUGGAACCUACUAGAUGAUCUGGCUGAAAGUAACCCUGAGAGCUACAAGAACUUCAUUCAACAGCAGCUGAAAGAGGGCAAACAGCUUUGUGCUGCCCCAGAACCACAGCUCUGUCUACAAACAAGAAUCCUGAAACCUAAAGAAAAAACACUUUUUAUCAACCUAUGUCAAUGGAAAAGGAUUCCAGCUCCCCAAUCACUCACUCAUCCAGUACCUCUGAGUGUUGGCAGACCAGAAGAUAUGUCUGAAACAUCAGAUGUUUACACAGUCAUCGAUGUUGCCUACAAUCCUGAUGUUCUCCAGGCAGCAGAAAAGGACCAAGUGAAAAAAGAUCAGUUAGUACAGAUGGCCAUGAAAUGCAUUGAGGAACAACUCCAGGUCACUCUCUCACACGUUUACCAUAUUACCAAAUUUAAAAUAAAAGGAAGCAUUCAAAGGAUGAAACAAAACCUGAUGGGAAUCCAAACUGGCCCCACAGAUUUAAAAGAGAAAAUGAGAAAAGAACUAACCCUUGAGCAGAUAAGAAGCAGUACUCUGAGCAAUUCAGAUCACUUCCCUCAACUUUUACUGCCAAAAGACCAAGUUUCAAGCAAAAAGGGGUGCCUGAUAGAAGAGAUUUCCAGUACAGAGAUCCAGGUGGAGAUGAAGACACCAGCCUAUGAAUUAAAAAUUGUGGCAGAUCAGAAUGAGAAACCACUGAAAAUUGAAUUAAAAGUUGAAUUACCUGGUAUUAAUUCAGUAUCUCUCUGUGACCUUAGUGUUUCUGAGAAUGAUUUAUUGAUUGAGGUCUCUGAGAAGUACAGAUUGCAUCUGAAUCUUCCAGAAUCUGUGGAUACUGAAAUGACUACAGCAAAAUUUAUCAAAGAGAAAGCUACAUUGAUCAUCACAAUGCCAUUGGUAAAAGAAAAAAGAAAGAAAAGAAACAGAAGGGAAGACACAAACAGAGAAGACCAUGUGAAAAUGUAGCCAGAGGUAAGAAUUAUGCAGCCACAAGCCAAGGAAUGCCUAGAGCCACCAGACUUGGAAAAAGCAAGAACAGAUUCUCGCCUACAGCCUGUGGAGGGAGCAGAGCGCUGCUAACUUCUUGAUUUCAGACUUCUGGCUUUCAGAACUCAUAAUAAAUUUUUGCUUUAAGUGACCAAUUUUGUGUAAUUUGUAAUGGCAGCCCUAGGAAACUAGUAUAGUGUGUAAGGAAUAGUAAGACCCUCAGAUGUUCUCCAAGAAUGGUGUGACCAAGGAGAAAGUCAGAGUCAGUAGAUAACCUGAUGUUUGAUAGGACUGAAAAAUGGUUUAGAGUUCUCUUGGGGAGUUUCAGAAAGAAUUCAUGAUGCGUACACAGAACACUAGCCAGCUGGUAAGCAAUCUUUAAAAGCAGUUAGGAGACUGGGGAGCCUUUUUUCAGGCUGACUGGUCAUAGAGUAGAAAAGCAGAGAUCCCCCAACCCUGGCUUCUGUUCACACAGCUCCAGUUCACUCUGCCCUCCCUCUGCUGGAGCCCAAGGCUAUGCAACUAUAUAAUGAAGGUAUCUCAGAGAACCCAAAGCAAGAGAAUGAGUGUUUUAAGCUGCCAUUAAUUCUGAAGCAGCAACUUGGGAUUUUAGAUUAAAAGAAUACUUUGAGGCACAUGCAGAAGUGAAAAGACAACCAAGAGCGUCCACCUCAGGUGACUGGGGAGGCUGAGCCACUGGGCCCUAUACGACACC